Molecule: messenger RNA, 1626 nt
Organism: Fonsecaea monophora
Lineage: Eukaryota; Fungi; Ascomycota; Eurotiomycetes; Chaetothyriales; Herpotrichiellaceae
Exons: 10
Coding region: 1-1626 (541 amino acids)
Biological process (GO): transmembrane transport
Cellular component (GO): membrane
Molecular function (GO): transmembrane transporter activity
Source: RefSeq, a predicted model, not a curated record
AUGAAGGACGAGACGAUCGAGUACGUGGCGGAGGAUCUGGACGCGACAACCACGCUGGAGGAGGCCAAAUCUAUCAACAGCGAUGAUGCCCUGCUCAUGUCCAUGGGCAAGAAGCCCGAGUUGCGACGGGUUUACAAUUUCUGGACGCUAUGCGCAUACCAGAUCAUGAUAUCGUGCAGCUGGUCGUGUCUGGUGGUCCUUUACUCGACCAUCUUCGACGUUGGAGGCCCGUUUGCUCUGAUCUGGGGCACGCAGACUCUCCUUAUGAUGUCCUUGGCUGAAUACUGCACCAUCUGGCCGACAGCAGGGGGUCAGCAAUAUUACGUCCAAGCCGUGGCAACCGGCAAGCUUCGUCCCAUCUUGUCGUACCUCGUGGGCUGGGCAGUCAUUGUGGGCGAAAUCAGCACGGGAUCGAGCUGUGCGAUCAACAGUGCUCAAAUCAUUGCGUCGUUUGUCGAGGUCACACAUCCGGAUUUUGCAUGGAAGCCCUGGAUGACAUGGAUCAUCUAUACGGGAUUUCUUAUCGGUCCCAUCGUCAUGAACUUGAAGCAGUCAUGGCUUCCGGGAAUGAACAUGGUUGGCGCCAUCUGGACCAUCGCUGGCGGUGUCGCGUGGGCCAUUGUCUUUGGCGUCAUGGCACCCAAGCACGACGCCAAGUUCAUCUUUACAAAGUUCAUCAACAACUCGGGCUAUACCAGUGCUGGUUGGGUCUUUAUCAUGUCCUUCUACUCACCCAUGUACGGCUUAUACGGCACCGAUGGGAUGAUGCACCUUGUUGAAGAGAUGAGAAAUGCUUCGAGGGAUGCUCCGCGCGUGAUGGUCUGGUCAAUGAUUUUCUGCAGCAUCACCAGCUGGCUCGCCGCGCUCUUGAUGCUUUGGACGGCUGGCAACUGGGAAGAGUACAUGCUCGUUCUCCAUCUAGCAUCCCAGCCCUACAUGAACUGGUGGAUGGACAUCUGCAACAGCGUGUACGGCGGCGGUGUCUUCUGCGCGCUGGUCAUGAUGGGCCUCAACUUCUUCAUCAUCGUCGGCACCAACAACGCGGGCUCCCGCCUCGCCUGGAGCAUGGCUCGCGACAAGGCGUUCCCUUACUCCGACUACUUUGCCCAUGUGAGCCAGAGGUUCCACAUUCCUCUGAGGGCCAUGAUUGCCAUCUUGGUCGUGGAUCUGGUGAUUGGUCUUAUUGUGCUGGGUAGCGAUCUGGCUUUUCAGUCGAUCAUUUCUGGCGGAGGCGUCACUUUGCAGAUUGGCUAUGUGACGCCUGUUAUCGUGGUCCUCGUGCGCGGGCGCAAAAUCCUCCCUCCACGCCCACACUUCGACCUCGGCCGAUGGGGGUACCCGAUCAACAUCGUGUCGGUGUGCUGGUCGCUGCUCAUCAUCGUCAUGUACCUGUGCCCGCUGUACGUGCCCGUCACGAUCCCGACCAUCGACUACAUGAACUGGUCUUGCCUGAUCGUCGGCGCCACCAUCCUUUUUCCCGGCAUCUACUGGGUCUGGCGCGCCCGGUUCCGGUACAUCCGCGACGGCAACUCCGUGCUCGAGGAUAAUCUCGUGUGGAUCGACGGCGUGGCUGUCGCGGGCGCGGAUGCGUUGAGUGGGCGUGGCCGUGGGGCCAAGGAGUCGUGA